Falco peregrinus (peregrine falcon) is the source of this 3963-nucleotide messenger RNA. RefSeq names its product RAB44, member RAS oncogene family (gene RAB44). The transcript is spliced from 17 exons. Bases 347 to 2977 code for a protein of 876 amino acids. The record is from RefSeq and is a predicted model, not a curated record. Lineage: Eukaryota; Metazoa; Chordata; Aves; Falconiformes; Falconidae. Gene Ontology annotation, molecular function: GTP binding; GTPase activity; calcium ion binding.
CUCUGCCCCAAACGCCUCCCAGCCUUGGCUGGACUAUUGCAAAUACGGAAGGAAAGGAUGGGGAAUUCUGCUGGAGAUGCCUCCGGUGCCUCUGCUUUGGGAUCGGGGGGCUGGGGGGACAGGGACCCUCCGGACAGGCCCUUCCCGCACCCCGCUUGCAACGUAGCAAACAGGAAACGUGUGAGCACCGGCAGUUGAGCGUAACCCGAAAACGGAAAGCCGCCUUGGGUAAGAGAGGGGUGAGCACCCCGGCACGGGGCAGGACAAACACCCUCGGCGUGGGAGCAGCAUCCUCGCCAGCCCGCGCACCCCGGACCUGAGGGUCCCCCUCGGCAGGUGGGAAAGGAUGGAGCCAGCAGCCACAUCCGAGCGGCGGGCGGCUGCCAAGGGCCGGCGCUUGGGCUCCAGCCGGCGCAAGCAGCUGCGUGAAGGCUCCGGUGAGGCACUGGCAGCAGCCCCCGGCCCCGGCGAAGAGCCCCCGUGGGCAUCCGAAAUGGUGCAGAGAGUGCAGGACAUCUUCAGGGAGCGGGACAAGGACCAGGCGGGGUUUGUCACCCGCUCGGACAUGCAGAAAUUGCAGGAGGAAAAUUUCCCGUGCAGCACAGAGGAGCUGGAGCUCGUCUUCGAUGGGCUGGAUGCUGCCGGCACCGGGCAGUUAAGCACUGAGGAGUUCACUGCCGGGCUCCGGCAGUUCCUGAGCUCCCACAAAGCUGCCAUGGGCCACCGCCGGCGGAAAACAGCAUCCCGGAGGGUCCGCUUGGUCCUCCCCAGCCCGGCGUUGGAGGGGGCGGACAGCGAGGAGCAGAGACACUUCGCCGCCUUUAUGGAGCAGCUGGGCAUGGACAGUGUCUCUGAUGACAGACAGGAGAUAUGGCAGCUCUGGGUGAAGCUCCGGCAGGAUGAACCCCAACUCCUGGGCAACCUGGAGGACUUUCUGGCCAAGAUGAGGCACCGCAUCCAGGAAGCCAGGAGCAAGAAGGCGGCAUUGGAGGUGACCCUGAACACCAGGCGCGUGGCCGAGCACGACAAGGAGGUGCAGCAGCUCUGCGAGGCCCUGGAGCAGCAGAUUCGGCAGGAGCAGCAGCGGCUGGAGCAGGAGAGCAUGGCCCGGAGCCACCGGCACGGCGCAGAGCUGCAGCGAGUGCUGGAUGCCAGCGAGAGGGAGGUGCAGCGCUUGGUCACGGCGCAGAUGGAGCUGGAGACACGGUGCCGCAGCCUCCGCAGCACGCAGCAAGCCACCAGCACCGAAAACCAGCAGCUGGAGGAGAGCAACCGGGUGCUGGAGGACCGCCUGCAGCACCUCCACCAGCAGCUCCAGCAGACCCACGGGCGCCUGCGGACAGCGAGAGCAGCCGUGGCUUGGGAGCAGGCGGAGGAGCUGGGGGACAGAGCGGUGGCAGAGCUGCCUGGCGAGACACCAGUGUCCCCACAGAUGAGUCCAGAGAAGAGAGAGAAAUACCGCUCCGAGAUGUGGAUCAGGCUGGGGUCCCACGGCGGCAAGCCCAAAUCCAAGAGCACCCACCAAGUGGUUUGGGAAAUGCAGCCAGCAGAAAUAAGCCUUCUGGGCUCCCCGAGGAGAGCAAGCUCUGCAGAAGAGGACCCCUUCCCAGAAUCUCUGAAGGAGGAAUGCUUUUCUGACCAAAGCUCUUUGCUAAGAGAGAUGAAUGAUGCAAUAGUGGCUCUGAGCAAACAGCUGAAGCCACAGGCACUGGGUGCACCCCCCACACCGGCAGACACUGCCCAUCACCUCCAGGAUGACGCUGAGCCCCAAAUGGGGCUGGAGAAAGGCACAGCCCAAGGCACAACUCCUGGGGUCCUGCCAGACACCCUCCCCAGCCACACUGGUCACAAGGUGUUUGAAGGAGACCUGAACGAGGGACCAGCUGCGGCUGAGCUUUGUGCUCCAGACGUGACACAGGCUGAUGUGUGGCAGCUACGUGCUUCGGGACAGGCAGCCCAAAGCGAGCUCCGGGAGCAGGUCUCCGCACAGGCAGAUAAGGUGAUGGUGGUUCAUGCUGCUUCCCAGCAGCCGGAGGAGAAGCCACAGCAUGUGAUGGAAACAGAGCAGGUAGCUGCCAGACCUGCUGAGCCUCCAAAACAAGAGGUGCCACCAGCAUUAACCCUUCACACGAGGGUCCAACAGGAGGAAGAUGCUGGGAAUGAUCAGCUGGGGAUGGUCUUCAGAGACUGUGCACUGGGGGAUGCAGCCCACAGCAGCACCCAGCCCCAGGGGCGGCUCUUGCCAGAACAGAGCGAAGACCUCAGUGUUGGUCAACAGGAGAAGAUGCAAGAGGCUGGGUGGAAAACAAGUUCAGAAGGUGAGCCCAGCCCAGGAGAGCCAAGGGCUGUGACUGCAGGUUGGUCAGGAGCUGCCCUGAGGGGUAGUCCUGAAGCCCCCCUGGACCCAGACCACCUCUACAACGUGCUCUUUGUUGGGGACUCCCAUGUGGGCAAAACAUCGUUCCUGUACCGCUUGCACGCCGACACCUUCAACCCGCACCUCACUGCCACAGUAGGGCUGGAUUAUCAGAUCAAACACCUCAUCGUGGACAACAGGCGCUUUGCUCUCCGCCUGUGGGACUCAGCUGGUCAGGAAAGGUACCACAGUGUCACCAAGCAGUUUUUUCGGAAAGCGGACGGGGUGGUGCUGAUGUACGACAUCACAUCGGAGUACUCCUUCUCGGACGUGCGGUACUGGCUGAGCUGCAUCCAGGAGGGAGCAGAGGAGGGAGUUGCUGUUCUGCUUCUCGGGAACAAAACGGACUGCGCUGCGGAGAGACGGGUCCCUACGAAGGAGGGCGAGCGCUUGGCCAAGGAGCAUCAGCUCAUGUUUUAUGAAUGCAGCGCUGCCUCGGGCCACAACGUCUCCGAGUCCAUGGUCAGCCUCAUCAGGUUGCUCAAAGUUCGUGAGGAUGAGUUGAAAGCUAAGGCAGAAGAGGUACCAAAGCCACCCCAGAAGAAAAAGGGCUGCUGCUGAUGUGGUCAGAGCCCUUGCUGUGAUCUGAAACUGCAGCAACAGCCAGAAAAGCGUACAAGUAGCCCUGAGGCACCACCUCUCCCCCCACCUGUGCCUUCCCCCCCUCAUCUCCCCGGGAUGCUGAGCAAAAGCCACUGUGGAGGAACUGGCUGUCCCCCAGCCCCUUCCCCGUCCAUCUCCUGCCGUUAUCCCACAGCACACGAGCCCUCCAAAAUGGGCGGAUUUCCCGAAGUAGGAAAAUUCACCUCGUUCUUCAGGAGACAAAACCCGGGCUAAGGAAUGAGGCAGAAAAGGAACCCAGCUGGAUCGGAGGUGCUGGAAUGACACUGGGAAGCAGCAGGGAGCAAAGCUGAGUCUUGGGAUAACAGGAAUGAACAUCGGGGAGUCACCCGAAGGCCAAGGGAUAAAACGAGGGGGUUGGGGUCGGUGCUGCUGUGCAGUGGUGGCUUUUGCUCUGGCUUUGUCAUCCGAUCAGAUUGGGUCUGGAACGACGAGAUACACAAUAUAUCCUAAAAGCACUUGCUCAGUCUCUCCGAUCAGGCACAGCAAAGCUGGUUUUGCCCUUUCCUGGUCCAUCGUGCCAGUGAGCAGUAACGGGUUUUGAUGGAAAACUACUAAAAACUUUGCUCAAAAUAAAUCAAAAAAAAAAGCAGGUCCAGGCUAAUUGAAAGAGCACCGGGCUGGCGGAAUGUAUGGUCAGGUAAAUGCUAGCAAAAACUCUUUUUUGCACUAUUUUUGCACUAUUGCAGCCGUCUCAGGGUGGGCAGGGAAGAGCAAGGUGCUGCACCCUGCCCUGCUGCAACUGUGGCCGCUUCUUUAUAUCCUGGAUCAGUUUUAAAACGCAGCAUGAAAAAUCUAAACAAGACCAUGUCACAAUUGCCAGUUGUUGGUUUUUUUUCUUUUUUCUUUUUACAGCUUGAUGCAGAGAACUAUACUUUUGCAGAGAAAGACAUCCAGACUAAAUAAAUAAGAAUAUAAGUGGUUUA